Populus euphratica (Euphrates poplar) is the source of this 896-nucleotide messenger RNA. RefSeq names its product ethylene-responsive transcription factor SHINE 2-like. Gene Ontology annotation, biological process: regulation of DNA-templated transcription. Gene Ontology annotation, molecular function: DNA-binding transcription factor activity; DNA binding. The coding region runs from base 98 to 718 and encodes 206 amino acids. Lineage: Eukaryota; Viridiplantae; Streptophyta; Magnoliopsida; Malpighiales; Salicaceae. The record is from RefSeq and is a predicted model, not a curated record. The transcript is spliced from 2 exons.
AGUGCAUUGUCUGCUUCUCAUUACCUCUUCUCUACAAAGUCGUCUCUCACUUAUCUCUCUGAUCACUCUCGUACUUGCAUGAUUAUUGUCAUUAUAUAUGAUCUUAAUUUGCAGUGUUUUUCUAAGUUUUCUUUCCCAAAUCAUGGUACAAUGCAAGAAAUUCAGAGGCGUCAGGCAACGCCAGUGGGGCUCUUGGGUGUCUGAAAUUCGCCACCCUUUACUGAAGAGGAGGGUAUGGCUAGGGACAUUUGAGACAGCUGAGGCAGCAGCAAGAGCAUAUGAUCAAGCAGCUAUAUUGAUGAAUGGACAGAAUGCCAAGACCAAUUUCCCAGCAAGUCAUCUUGAUCAGGACACUAAGCUCGGCAAAGAUAACAACUCUCCCUUGCCUGCCAAGGCACUGGCUGAGCUUCUCUACUCAAAGCUAAGGAAGUGUUGUGGAAAAGACCCUUCUCCUUCACUCACUUGUCUAAGGCUCGACAAUGAUAACUCUCAUAUUGGCGUGUGGCAAAAGAAAGCUGGCUCUUGUUCAAGCUCGAAUUGGGUCAUGAGGGUCGAGCUUGGAAAUAGCAACAGGAAGAGCACACAAGUUAUGGAGGAAUUGCGACCUUCACUGUCAUCAGAAUCAUCGUCAAGAGUUGAGAUUGAACCUGAAAAUGGUACAGAUGAAGAGGAUAAGAUUGCUAUGCAAAUGAUAGAAGAGCUGCUUAAUUGUAAUUAAUAGGUAAUUAAUAGGUAAUUAAUAGACCUUCAUGGAACCUCUAUUUCUUGUGGGGUCUAGACACCGGACCUUCCUUGACCCCUGUUCGUGCCCUACACAGCAGCUAGAUAGUAUGUGAUUCCCUAUAUCUCUAGAUCAUCACCCCAUAUAUACAUGCAUUUGCCAAUUUCCUCACAAA